This is a messenger RNA of Didymodactylos carnosus, 954 nucleotides long. Lineage: Eukaryota; Metazoa; Rotifera; Eurotatoria; Philodinida; Philodinidae. The record is from the annotation of a GenBank genome assembly.
AUGAUUACUGAUGAUGACAUACAAAAGAUUGUUUUCUUCCAUUAUCCAAAUGAAAAAAUUUUAAAUAUUCUAUUUCCAUCCAAAUUAGGCUGUGAUAAUUUAAUAUAUCUUAUCAAAUUUGAAACUGGUAAGAUAAUUGUUUUACGUCAACCAUUGAAAAUAAAUUCCUCAAUUGCCUCAUCAACAUUGUCAUUUCAAUUAAAUUCAAACGGUUCAAUGCCAUAUUAUCCCAUGCAUCGGGUUGAACAUCAAGCAUGGAUACUUGAUUUAUUAAAUAGUCAUAAACGCAUCAAGCAUUUUGUGCCAGAAUUAUUAAUAUUAAAUCCGUCGAAGAAUUAUUUGAUAGAAAGUUAUAUACCAGGUAUCGAUCUCGAUGUUAAUCAUGAAUUAAUAUCAUUUGAAAUCUGUAAAGAAUUAGGUGAAUAUUUAUGUGCACUACAUUCAAUUGAAAUGCAACAAUUUGGUUAUAUGGGUGAGCAUAAAGGUACUGGUGUUUAUUUAUCAUGGUAUCAAAUGUUUGAAUUGGAUUUUAAUAAUCUUGUUUUAAAACAACCAGCUUUUCUUGAUAACGAACAGUAUGAACAAAUAAAACAAAUUUAUUUAUCAAUAAAAACAUAUUUAAUAGAAUUUAACCGAUCUGUACUUAUUCAUGGUGAUAUAGCUGGAGAUAAUGUACGAAUAUCAUCAUCAUUAAACGGCCAUUUGAAUGGUAUUAUUGAUUAUGGGGAUUGUUUAUGUGGUGAUGGUUUAUAUGAUUUAGGAAGAUUAUUAGUGUUUGUUAGAGGUGAAUGGAAAUAUAUUGAUGAUAUUGCACACGGUUAUAAACGGCAAGAAACAAAAAAAUGGACAAAAAAUGAAAAAAAAUGUAUUCAGUUUUAUGCAUGUUAUUUUGCUUUGUGGAUGGAAGUUGAUAAUGUAAUCAUGGAAAGAUUGUUAAAACCAAUUCAAGAAUGA